This is a messenger RNA of Caenorhabditis briggsae, 330 nucleotides long. Lineage: Eukaryota; Metazoa; Nematoda; Chromadorea; Rhabditida; Rhabditidae. The record is from RefSeq and is a predicted model, not a curated record.
AUGACCGGAAACCAUGGCGAAUGUUCCCUACAUUCUUCAUACAAAGCGGAUCCAGCUAAAAUUGUCAGAGUGAAAAAAUGUGACAAUGAGGAUUGUGAUUGCAGUACAAAUUCUUGUGACAAUUAUAUAUGUCCAAAGUCGUGUGCUCUGAAAAAGGCUGGAUGUAAAAACCAAGUCUUCGAAGAAUACCGACAACUACGAGGCAAACGCUUUUUUGCCAAAUCCUCUGAAGACAAAGGAACUGGACAAAAUGAGUUCAUCAUUCCUUACAACGGAGAAAUCAUCAUUUCUAUUCCUGAGCUUCAAAUUCGAAUACAAGGAAAAUGGUGA